AUGGGCAGACAGAGCGCUUCCGAGGUGGUCUUCAUCUGUCUAAACCACAACAUAACGCUUGUAGGGAAGAUAUGGUUGAUCCUGAUGAUUUUACUGAGGAUCCUGGUCCUGCUCUUUGCAGGACACCCCCUCUACCAAGAUGAACAGGAACGCUUUGUGUGUAACACCAUCCAGCCGGGCUGUGCUAACGUCUGCUACGACAUCUUCGCUCCUAUCUCUCUGUUCCGCUACUGGCUUGUUCAGCUGCUCGUUCUCUGUCUCCCAUACAUCAUCUUCGUUAUCUACGUCAUCCAUAAAGUCACAUCACGCCUCACCAUCGACACUACUGACCCCUCAGAUAGAGUUAGAGCUGAACCGCUCUACCAGAUCCAGCAGGAGUCAUUCAGGAAGAUGGCCCUGGCCAAGACAGCUCUCCAGGUGCAGCAUGGCAGGAGUCAGUGCUUCACAGCAGCAUACACCCUCCAUCUUCUGUUCAGGAUACUGCUGGAGGCCGGGUUCGGGGUGGCCCACUACUACCUGUUUGGGUUCUAUAUCCCCAGAAGGUUCCUGUGCCAGCAGACUCCCUGCACCACUCAGGUAGACUGCUACAUCUCCAGGCCCACGGAGAAGACCGUCAUGCUUAACUUCAUGCUGGGGGCCGGAGCCCUGUCGUUAUUACUCAACUUGGCUGAUCUCAUCUGCGCCAUCAAGCGCUCGGUGACGCAGAAGACCAAAAGGAAGAUGUUGGUGGAGAAGAUGUACGAGGAGGAGCAGUACUACCUCCCCUCCAGCGGGGGAAGCAGAGGCGUGGAGGCUAACAUUCCUCUACUUCCCCAGAACCUGGUGGUGGAACCUAUAAUCUUCCGGAAGAGAGGGGCAAGUAAGUCCAGCACUGCUGACCACGGAGCCUAUCCCCAACUGGGGGAGGCUGAGAACACCUCUGCCCCUCGCUGUGGCUCUAGUUUCUCCUCGGGGCAUCCAGGCGCCAACACCAAUGGGAACAACCUCUACCCUGCAGCCCAGGAGGAGGGCCCCGAAGCAGAGGGGAGCGAGGUGGCUCUGUGCCCUGUAGAGCCCAUCGGGACACCCAGGUCCAUCAGGGUUUGCAAACGCAGUCGCCUCAAACCGCCCCCGCCCCCACGACGGAACCUGUGCCCCCCAACGGCAACCGCUGCAGGCGUCCCACCAGGAACAGCGGUGUGCACCAGGAGAGUGGGUCAGUACACCCUGGUAGAGAUGACAGCCUCGGACUUGCAGUCGAACACCAGCGAGGGCCAGGAGAAGAGGUCUGAGUGGGUUUGA
This is a messenger RNA of Oncorhynchus masou masou (cherry salmon), 1281 nucleotides long. RefSeq names its product gap junction protein delta 4 (gene gjd4). Gene Ontology annotation, cellular component: connexin complex. The transcript is spliced from 2 exons. Gene Ontology annotation, biological process: cell-cell signaling. Gene Ontology annotation, molecular function: gap junction channel activity. NCBI's taxonomy places the organism in Eukaryota, Metazoa, Chordata, Actinopteri, Salmoniformes, Salmonidae. The record is from RefSeq and is a predicted model, not a curated record. The coding region runs from base 1 to 1281 and encodes 426 amino acids.